CCCAAGACCAAAAGCUUUUGCGAGGCAGGACAGGGCACCUGAUGGCUGUUUGCCUUGUUUCUUAGCGAUUUCGAAGUACCCGAUGCGAAACGCGAUCGCUUUCUACGCCUGCGCGGCAUCCGCAUGGCUGCCGCCCACACCCCUGCAUUGUACUCGCACGCGCGCACGCCCUGCAGCACAAAGCGAUGAUGAUAAAGUCGCUGCGGCAGAGGACGAGUCGAUCGGUCGCCGCCGCUUCGUUGAGGUGCUUGACAUAGAGCCGCGGAAGCCCAGCGCAACGGAGGCGAACCGGCGCUGGGACGCUUCCUUCCCGACGUGGCUCGUGUCGCUCGCGCUGCUGGGGCCAUUGGAAUGGCUGAUUAUUGCCCCGGUGCUCGGCUUUCUACCGGCCAAGGACAUGUCCCCGGACGUCAUACGAGGCGUUCUCGCGACCGUGGCGUUGUUUUUUGUGGUCCGGGACACGGACGAGACGCCUCUAAGAGCGGCCGUGGCGCUGCCGCUGAGCCCGCUGCGCCUUACUAUUGACGACGAGCAAUUACCUGUGCGGGUCGCGCGGCGCUACGACGAAGACAGCGUGACGGCAUUUGCGGCGCGGGGUGCGCUCGGAGCGACGUACGUCGUGAUGUCCAAUUUAUACGCGCACGGCAUCGCGCAGCCGUACGUGCGUGACGCGUUCGUGAGGCUCGCGUCGGCCGCCGCUUUGACGCCGGAAGAAUUAUAUGGCGAUCCCGAGCGGGUAUUGUGGCCGCUCGUCGGCGCGGGCCUCCAGGGCGCCCUUUUGUUCGCGCCGCUCGUCGCGGCGGUGCUCGCAGCAGGAAGCAGCUACGCCGUCGAGCAGGCGAUCAUCGCGCCGUGGCGGCCCGCGGCGCCGUCCGAGACGGAAAUAGAGGAGGCGUGCGCGAGGGCGGAGAAAUACUUCCAGGUCACGGCACCGCCCGAGCGAGCGGGGCCACGAGCCGAGGCAUUUCGAGAAGCGGCGGACCGAUGGCGCGACGACCGCCGCGCCGACGAGCGGAGGGACUACUACCGCGCCGCGGCGACGGCCGGCUCCGCGGCCGUCGCCGGCACGUGGCUCGCACCCUGCCUGGCGCAACUCUUCGCGUUCGGCCUCGCGGUGGUCCGCGACCGCAAGGGAGGGUCGUCACAGGGGCUAGAAACGACGUAAUGAGUAUGUACAUUAGCUAUG
Messenger RNA from Pelagomonas calceolata, 1186 nucleotides. Lineage: Eukaryota; Pelagophyceae; Pelagomonadales; Pelagomonadaceae. The record is from the annotation of a GenBank genome assembly.